Blepharisma stoltei is the source of this 1454-nucleotide messenger RNA. The record is from the annotation of a GenBank genome assembly. Lineage: Eukaryota; Ciliophora; Heterotrichea; Heterotrichida; Blepharismidae.
AUGGAAGGGUCUGAUCAGUAUAUGCCAAAUGAGUAUCUAUGCCCGAUAACUCAAGAGCUUAUGGAUGACCCUGUGAUUGCAGCAGAUGGUCACACCUAUGAGAGAGCAGCCAUUGCGGCAUGAAUGGAAAUAAGCAAUGCCAACCCAUUAACAGGAGAAGAGCUCUCAAGCCGAAAUCUCACCCCAAACUACAAUAUAAAAGCUCUAAUUAGCGACUACAAAGAGCAAAUCCGCAAUCAACCCCUAAAUCGUCGCCCUGAAAAUGGCAACAAUCAGCUGCUAGAGCGCCUGAUGAGUUCUUUAUAUGAGCACAUAGCCUCAAGAAAAGACUAUAUAAGCAGCAUCAGAAAAUCUAUCGACGCUCUUAUAAGCUUAAAAUAUGAUUUAGAGCAGAAUCUCUUGAAUUGUAAAAUUUCUAAUACUUCUGGAAAUGCAGGAACUGUCAUAGGAACAGCGUUGCUUUUUACGCCUUUUCCUUGGAUUGGAGCCUUAGCAUUAGUAGCUGGAGGUCUUACAUCAAUAGGAACCUCAAUAGCUCAGCAUUUCAUAGAAAAAGACAGACUGGCCCAGAUGAAAAAAGAAAAAUAUGACUGAAAGAAAGAAUUAAUUUGAGCUACUCCGGACUACUCUUAUUUAGGUUUAUUUUCUACUCGGAUGAGGUUUUUGCUCAGCUAAAAAAGCUUUAAGAGGAUGACUGACGAGAUAGACCGACAUCAAGGAGCGUAGGACUCUGCAUGAUUCAAAGUCGGCAGAGAGUUGGAUCAUUAACGCAAUAUGGAAGCGAGUCCGCUGCUCAUUGGUCUCCAGUGGGGAGAUGGAAGUUAAUUGAUGCAAUCGCAUUGAUACAGGUGUUUUGGUCAAGACAACAGGUGUGAGAUGAUAAGCCGCAUUGUCAUCGCUAGCUAUGAUAAUAACGGCCUUAAGACUUGAGCAGUGAACUUUGACCCUGCCUUAAAAUAGCCUUACGACCUCAAAAUGCAGAAAUUAACGCUAAGAUCUAGAUGAAAAAAAUAUUAGAAAAUGAAGAGAACGCUGCUAAUAAAUUUUAUUUUACGCUUAUAAGACUUGAUAAAUCUAUUGAAGCUACAAAAGGAGCUGCACAAGCUUUAUUGAUGACUAGUAAAAUUAAGAAUACGACGAUUUUCAUCAAAGCUUAUAAUCAUUUUAAAGCGGCGAGAGCGGCAAACGCAGCUUAUAAUUCGGCAAAAACUGCAAAUGCUGCAAAGGCAAUAAACUUUCCUAAAUUAAUGAGGAUUGGACCUGGGGCAAAAAUACUUGGAGCAGCUGGAGCUGCACUUAGCGUAGCUGAUAUUGUGUUGACUUGGACUAUGAAUAAUGAUACAUUGGAGCAAAUAAAAGUGUGCUUAGCAGAGAGAGAAGAAUUAAUAGACUUGCAAGAAAAGGAAUUGAAGCAACUCGAAAAUUUGGUAAAUGAAAAGCUUAGCCAUAAUUAA